AACCAGGAAAUAAAAGUAAACAAUGCAUAGGAAGACGAAAAAUAUAUCGCGUUUGUCAUUUAUUCUCGCGCCGAGUCUGUGCCUUUUUGAUGCUUUAUUUAUAAUAUAUGAAUGAUUUAUAUACAUGUAAGGACUGGGACCCAGUUAGAGACAGGCUGAAAACCGAUUUAGCUAUGUUAGCCAUCAGAUCGUCAGAGGAGGAGUGCGCUGAGAUUGAGGAGAUGGACACCUCAGAGCCCAACUGGUGCUGGUUCUACUUGGCUGAGUGUGGAGUAUGGCAUAUGUUUGAGAUUGAUCCCAGUGCUGCCUGCUCUGUGACCAGUGCUCAGAUCGAGCAGUGUUACAACAGGAACCAGCGUGGUGUUAUGGAAUUCUACACGGCCAAAUAUACAUACAGACUGGACUUUUCAGUUAUGCGUCAGAUUAAUAUCACAACAGGAAAGCAGCGGCCAAUCAAACGUUCCCUCCAUUCUGCAACAGGCUUCAGGUUUAUUUGUGAUAAUCUUGCCUUGCCUGUUCCCUGUCACUGGGAGAGAAUCAAUACAGAUGAGCCCUAUCAGCUAAUCCAGCUUGGCAGAGACACCUAUGAGUUUAAAGAAGUCGCCAGACUAUAUGAAAGGACUAUGGAUCAUCCGAUCAAAUCCAUCCAGAGAAUUCAGAACCUGGAUUUAUGGGAGUUCUUCUGCAGGAAGAAAACACAGCUGCGAAAAGUUAAGCGCACACUGGAUAUCGAGGAGCGAAUGCUGUUUCACGGCACAGGACACAGCAACAUACAAGCAAUAUGUACAUUUAACUUUGACUGGCGGCUGACAGGAAGCCAUGGUGAUGUCUAUGGCAAAGGGAGCUACUUUGCCCGGGACGCCAAAUACUCCAGUAAAUUCUGUCACACCACAGGAAAGCACAACACGACCCUGCAGAGACAUGGACUCACCCCACCAAUAUUUGCUAGUGAGCCUCCCUAUAAGACCAUGUUCCUGGCCCGAGUACUAGUUGGAGAAUACACAGAGGGGCAUCCUAUGUACUGCAGACCACCCUCCAAGGAUGCCAGCUUCACCAAAUUUUAUGACAGUUGUGUAGACGAUAUGGCCAAUCCAAAGAUUUAUGUCAUUUUCGACAGCAAUCAAAUUUACCCAGAGUAUUUGAUUGAGUUCUACUGAUGCCUAACAAGAAGAUAUAUACGUUUUUGGAUGUCAAACUGAGAAAUGUUUGCCAGGAUGAAAUGGAAAGAGAAGCGGUUUAAGGGACAUUUCCAUUUUCCCCCAUCAGACCCAGUGCCUAACUGAAGCAUGAAUCAUCUAAAGUGCCUUUGAGGAAACUAUUAAAUCAAGAAGACAUUGUGUACAGUUUCUAUUCUGAGAGACGGGACGUUGUGGUGUUUCUAAAAAGAAUGAAAACUCUGACUGAAGAUCAGUCAUUGUAUCAGUUUUUUAUUAAAUACAGAAUUUGUG
Messenger RNA from Monopterus albus (swamp eel), 1448 nucleotides. RefSeq names its product poly [ADP-ribose] polymerase 11-like. The coding region runs from base 108 to 1157 and encodes 349 amino acids. The transcript is spliced from 8 exons. Gene Ontology annotation, cellular component: nucleus. Gene Ontology annotation, molecular function: NAD+ poly-ADP-ribosyltransferase activity. The record is from RefSeq and is a predicted model, not a curated record. Lineage: Eukaryota; Metazoa; Chordata; Actinopteri; Synbranchiformes; Synbranchidae.